GACCCGGUUGGGGUCCUUGCGAGAGGUUUCAGGAGUCGUUUGGACCCGGGGUCUGGGACGCGUCAGGAGAAGGGAGUUUUGGCCUUUCCUUCUUCAGGCCAGAGAUGCCUCUUUUUGGGAAUAUAUUCAGUCCGAAGAAGACACCGCCUCGGAAGUCUGCUUCUCUCUCCAACCUGCAGACUAGCCGACACACUGUGUCUUGCCCACAGUUGGAUCGUUCUACGAGGGAGGUGGAAUUGGGCCUUGACUAUGGAAGUCCCACUAUGAACUUGGCAGGGCAAAGCCUGAAGUUUGAAAAUGGCCAGUGGAUAGCAGAGACAGGGAUUAGUGGGGGUGUAGAUCGGAGGGAGGCUCAGCGCCUCCGACGGCGGAACCAGCAGUUGGAGGAAGAAAACAAUCUUCUGCGGCUGAAAGUGGACAUCCUGCUGGACAUGCUUUCAGAGACCACUGCGGAAUCCCACUUAAUGGAGAAGGAACUGGAUGAGCUGAAGAGUGUUGGUCGGAGGAGGAAGUGAAGACCCAGAGACAUUCAUUAGGAGAGUAGGAUCAUCCCACUGACCAGGGGAGUAGGAUGUAGUUGAGCCAUUUGUUUUUUUGGCAAACUCAUGAAUUUGGUCACAGGAGAGAGUAUCAACAGGCACUGGCACCUUUGGGUUGGCAAUAUGGAGGAAACCACGAUGCCAGACCAGGGAAGUAGCUGGAAAGACACUCCAGACUCACUGCCUAGGGAUGCCAGUCUGCAUGCAGACCCCAGGGAAGUGUGGGGAAUGGUAAAUCUCUGGGUGCUUGCCACACAUGUGAGCAUACACCUGCAUGUGUUUGUCCCAGAGUCACCCUGUUGGACAGAUGCUUUCGGGAGCAGCAGCUGGACCCCUUAUGCUAGUGUUUGGUGUGUGACAUCUGUUCCAAAGAACCCUGUUUUGCAGGCCUGGAAUGAGUAGCUGCCUUGAUUCUCUGACUCCCCCUCCCCCCAGGCCACUCUCUCCCUGCCUUUAAAGAAUACUCAUCCCUAAAUCCACAGCCUCCUCAGGCUCCAGCUUCACGGCAGCACGCACCAGCCUUCCUCGGCACACCGUAGUUUGGUGUUACUUUCCUGUUUAUACUACUAUUUUUUUUUUUAUUAAAUGGUGUUAAAUAGUCUCUGUGUGGCCAUAAUAGCUGAAAAAGAUAGCAGAGAUAAGAGGAUUGCAGUUCAAAACCAGCCUGGGCAAUAUAGUUCCAGAGACCCUAUCUUGAAAAUACCCAACACAAAAAAGGGCUGGUGA
Molecule: messenger RNA, 1265 nt
Organism: Castor canadensis (American beaver)
Lineage: Eukaryota; Metazoa; Chordata; Mammalia; Rodentia; Castoridae
Gene: Cby1
Product: chibby 1, beta catenin antagonist
Biological process (GO): negative regulation of Wnt signaling pathway
Cellular component (GO): nucleus
Source: RefSeq, a predicted model, not a curated record